Solea senegalensis (Senegalese sole) is the source of this 4653-nucleotide messenger RNA. RefSeq names its product tyrosine kinase, non-receptor, 2a (gene tnk2a). The coding region runs from base 821 to 3979 and encodes 1052 amino acids. Gene Ontology annotation, biological process: protein phosphorylation; signal transduction. The transcript is spliced from 22 exons. The record is from RefSeq and is a predicted model, not a curated record. Gene Ontology annotation, molecular function: protein binding; protein tyrosine kinase activity; protein serine/threonine/tyrosine kinase activity. Lineage: Eukaryota; Metazoa; Chordata; Actinopteri; Pleuronectiformes; Soleidae.
UUUACGUCGGACAGUGACUCUGCUGCUACAUCCUUCGGCGGUCUCACUGACUGAACUGAGGAAGGAGCUUUUCUUGAGUCAACGGAAGAAAGAUUUUUUUAAGAAGAAAACGAGACGAGGACAACGUUUACGGUGAAUUUUGGCAAUUACAGCGGAAGGAUAGCUGCUCCGUUGCCGCUGACACCGAGGACUGAGCAUAGGAGGAGGAGACCCGUUCACCGCUACACUCAGCCUGUCUUCACAGACAAGGUGUCGGUCCAUCCAUGGCCUUCUCUAGGUGACCUCCAGGUGACCUCAGUCACUCCUGACUGCAGCUUUAAUCGCUGCCCAACCUGAAAACACGCGUCAGUCAGAAAGACGACGACGGCAGCGGUGCGCUUGGGCCACUGAGGCAGGAGGGAGCCGCAGAACGAAGAGAACAAGAGAGAGGAGAGGCGAUAAAGGAUGGAGGAGGAGAGGGGGAGGUGUGGAGAUAUCCGAUGAGUCAGCAGGGAAGAGGAGAAGAGGCAGUGGGAGGGAGGACGGAGAGAGUUCAUAGAUGCUUUUAAUAGAGAGAGGAGAAGAAGAGGGAGAGAGAUUCUUCUGGUGUGUGACUGUGUUUGUGUGCACUGAUUCAGCUGGAGACGUAGAGGAGAUGAGAUCUGGACCUGGACCUGGACCUGGACCUGGACCUGGACUUGGACCUGGACCUGGAUGUGGACCUGGAGGUGUUAAACACAGCGUUCACAGCUAACGGAGGAGGAAAAAAGAGGGGAAGCCGGAAAGAAAAAGGGGAGACAGAGACAGAGAGGGAGAGAGAGAGAGAGAGAGAGAGAAGAGAAUGGGUGAGAGCUACAUGUACCAGCGACUCCCCUUUGGCAGAGGAGAGGAGGAGGCGGAGGAGGAGGAGCACGACGAAGACGAGAGAGACAGGAGGAUCAGGGACAGUGUCGGGAGGCAAAUGAUGCAGUGUGAGGAGGGGACAGAGUGGCUGCUGGAGCUGCUGACGGACGUUCAGCUGCAGCAGUACUUCCUGAGAAUCCGCGACGAGCUCAACGUCACGAGACUCUCGCACUUCGACUACGUCAAGAACGAGGACUUGGAGAAAAUCGGCAUGGGGCGACCAGGCCAGAGGAGACUGUGGGAGGCGGUCAAGAGGAGGAGAGCACUUUAUAAACGCAAGUCCUGGAUGAGCAAGGUGUUUCCGGUGAAACGGUCCGACGCUGACCCACAGCAGUCCCUCCCACAGACGGCGGCGGUGGCGGCAUCAUCCGGCCAGGGGGCGGCCAGCAGCGAAUCGGCAGCGUCCCUCACUUGCCUGAUCAGAGAGGCGGAGCUGCAGCUCUUUGAGCGGCUCGGGGACGGAACGUUCGGAGUGGUGCGGAGAGGAGAGUGGACCGGUCCUAACGGCAGAGUGUUGUCGGUGGCAGUGAAGUGUCUAAAAGCGGGCGUGUUGGACUCGGAGGGUCUGGACGAUUUCAUCCGAGAGGUGAACGCCAUGCACUCGCUGAAUCACCAGAACCUCAUCCGGCUGCACGGCGUCGUCCUCACGCAGCCGAUGAAGAUGGUGGCAGAGUUGGCUCCUCUGGGCUCGCUGUUGGAUCGUCUCAGAAAGCGCCAGGGCCACAUCCUCAUCUCGUCUCUCUGUAACUACGCCGUACAGGUGGCAUGUGGCAUGGCUUACCUGGAGCAGAAGCGUUUCCUCCACAGAGACUUGGCCGCUCGCAACGUCCUGCUCUCCACCAACGACACGGUCAAGAUCGGAGACUUUGGCCUGAUGAGGGCGCUGCCGGUGCACACUGACCUGUACAUCAUGGAGGAGGGUCACAAAAUCCCCUUCCCUUGGUGCGCUCCAGAGUCUCUGAAGUCCCGCACAUUCUCCCAUGCGUCCGAUACCUGGAUGUUCGGGGUCACACUGUGGGAGAUGUUCACACAUGGACAGGAGCCGUGGCUGGGCCUCAACGGCAGCCAGAUCCUCCACAAGGUUGACGUGGAGGCUGAGAGGUUGUGCAAACCAGAGGACUGUCCUCAGGACGUCUACAACGUCAUGCUGCAGUGCUGGAGCCCCAAACCCGAUGACAGGCCGACCUUCAUCGCCCUCAGAGACUUCCUCCUCGAGACGAUGCCUACGGACAUGAGAGCGCUGCAGGACUUUGAGGAGGACGACAAGCUGCCCAUUAAGAUGAAUGACGUCAUCACCAUCGUCGAGGGAAGGGCCGAGCAUUACUGGUGGCGAGGUCAGAACAGGCGGACGCUGCGUGUCGGUCAGUUUCCCCGUCACGUGGUGACGGCCGUCGCCGGCCUGUCCGCCCAGGACAUCAGCCGACCGCUCAAACACUCCUUCAUCCACACGGGACACGGGGACACGGAUCCUCACCGGAGCUGGGGGUUUGCAGACCGCAUAGACAGUCUGUAUUUGGGGAACCCCAUGGAUCCACCCGACGUCCUCGGGAUGGAGGCCGGCAACGCGAGACCGACCAAACUCCCCAACCGUGCCAAGAAGCAACCUCCACCUCGUCCACCUCAGCCUGCCGUGCUGCUGAAGAAACCGUUCUACGACUCUGUGAUGGACGAUUACGACGACGUCGAGGACACCACCGCCGCCUCCUCCUCCUCGGGCCUGAAGAGGCUGGGAGUGUCCCUGGGUCUCAAGCUCCGCCCGUGGGAGGGGCCCGGCGUGCGCUCAGCCAGGAGUGAGGUGUCCCUCAUCGACUUCACCGACGACAGCUUCAGCUCGACCACGCCGUCGCCACUCACCGAGACGCAGCAGCCGGACGAGGACACGCUGAAGGACACGCCCUCCAUCUUGGACUGGCCCCUCCCUCAGCCGGCUUACGACGAGGUCGCCGUGGACCUCGACGACCAGUCAGAGGACCAGGAGGUGAAGUCCAUCAACAGGGGGCUGAGCGAGGAGACCGCAGCCACACCGGGGGUUCCUCUCACGGGCAGGAAUGAGUCGCAGUCGGCCGACCUCUUCCAAGAACUGCAGAGAGAGGUGAUGGUGAAACUGCAGGUUCCCAUGGCGACUGGCCGCUCGCUGCCCUCCUCCCCGCUCCCGAUAGCUCUGGCCCCCGUGAGCCCCCACAGACAGAUCUACCUACCUCCCCCCUCCCCCUCCCCGUCAUCCACCUCCACAUCUAACUCCUUCUUCCAGGAGCGGCCGGUGCUGCCCCCUCGUAGCCCCGCCCCCCCGCUGCGCCCCUCCAAACACAACCUCUCCGCCCGCGCCACCCAGCCACACGCUCGCUCCAGCUCCAUCUCCCUGGGCGACGAGGAGAACACGCCCCCUCAGAUUCCACCGAGGGACCACGCCUUCUCUCAGCCGGGCUCCCGCUCAUCCUCUCCCCUCCCACUGGUGGUACCACCCCCCUCCUCCUCACCUGUGGUUCUCCCACCUCCUCCCCUCUCUGUCUCACCACGCCGGGCAUCAGGACUGCUGGGCCCCCUCCUGACCUCUUCUUCUCCGCCUUCACGCCUUGCACCUCCAGGCUCCUCCUACUGCUCCGGCUCCUUACUCGAGCCGCUUUCCCUUCGCGAGGGGCGUGGCGUGACGUCGUUGAUUGACAGCUCCCAGAGCUCUGCCCCCGCCCCUCUGCCGGAGAGACCAGCGUUUCUGGAGCGAUACGGAGCGGCCAACAUGGCAGCGGUCAAACCCAUAAUGCAGCAGCAGCAGCAGCCAGGGGGCGCCAAACCAAAUUCCUCUUACAACAACAAUAACGGACGAACUGCAACAGUUCCGAGCAUGCAACAGGAGCACAGCAUCACACAGGUACAAGGAGCAGUACAUGGCGUCACACUGGAGGAGUGUAAACAUGCUCUGCAGACUCACAACUGGAAGAUUCCUCAGGCCAUAAACCAUUUGAAGGUAGAGCAGUUGUUCCGUUUGGGGCUGAGGUCCAGAAUAGAGUGUGAGGAGCUGCUGCAGCGCUGCCACUGGAACCUGGAACAGUCCAGCACCGUCAUGCUGGACACAUACGGACCCCAUCAGAACAGGAAAUGAUGUCUCCCUCAUGGACACACACCGAAGAGCAAAUUGACGAACAAAUCAACGAACUUAAAGCUAAACUACUGGAAUGACUCAUCACUUUAAAGACAAAUCGCAUAAUAGUGACGCUUCUUUUCCCCCUGAAGGGAGAAAUUGUGCCUCACAAAAAAAAACAAAAUAUCGUACUGUGAAUUACCUGCUACUACCUGCGCCACACACACAUACACAUGCAUGCUAACAGUGCAACUCCAAAUAUUUACUUGAAAUGUCGCUAUUUAUGUUUUUCGUAACAAUUAUCUGACAUAUGUUGUGAGGAUUUUUUUUUUUUUGUCUGCCAAUGGCUAACUGCUUACUGCUAACUCUUAGCAGAUAAUGCUAAUUUAUGUUUACGUAAAAACAACAACACUGUAAAUGUCCAUGCCUUUUGCGCUAGCAAUGACGAAACAUAAAAUCAGGGACAGCUACAAUGAAAAUGUACAGAUAAGACACUGUAUUGUAUAUCGCACUUUACUGAGUGAAUCGACACACGUGGAUACAUUUGCAAACUGCUGGUCAGAAGAGGAUUUAGCUAAUUGUCAAGCUAGUGCAAUGAAUAGGGCUGGGUAUUGAUUAAGACAUUUUAACGAUACGUUAUCGAUAUCUUGACUUUCAAUACAGAUUCCUUAACGAUACUUUUCCCUGAUACCAAA